AUGGACAGCAUUGGGAAGUUAAUGCGAUUUCGUCCUCUUCUGUCAAAAAAAGCUGCUCUGAGUGGUUUCCGCCAUGCUCGUGGUGCAGGUUCAGUCGCCGUGUCGGAAGCCCGACAGAUUCUGGACAAAGAACUAGACGGAAUCCGGGAAGCCGGGACAUGGAAGUCGGAAAGAGUCAUCGUAACUAGACAAGCACCAUCAAUCAGGGUCGAAGGUCAAAGUUCAAAUAUUCUCAACUUCUGUGCCAAUAAUUAUCUCGGGUUGUCGAGUCACCCGGAAGUGAUUGAGGCCGGAAAGAGAGCUUUAGAGACGCACGGUUCAGGGGUCAGCUCAUCGCGUUUCAUUUGUGGAACCAUCGACCUUCAUGUAGAGUUAGAACAGAAAAUCGCCCGUUUUCACGGGCGAGAGGACGCCAUUUUGUAUGCCAGUUGCUUUGAUGCAAACGCUGGCAUAUUUGAGGUUUUGUUGGGCCCAGACGAUGCUGUGAUAUCGGACGAAUUGAACCAUGCCUCCAUAAUUGACGGAAUUCGUUUGUGUAAGGCGAAGAGGAUGAGGUACAAACACAGAGAUAUGGCAGACCUAGAAGCACAGCUCCAGGACGCCAAAUCUUGUCGGAUGAAGCUAGUUGUAACGGACGGUGUGUUCAGCAUGGAUGGAAACGUGACACCUUUACCAGAAAUCUGUGAUUUAGCAACUAAAUAUAACGCUUUGGUUUUCAUCGAUGAGUGUCAUGGUACAGGAUUCUUUGGCCGCACAGGAAGGGGAACAGAAGAACACUUCGGAAUGGAAGGAAGCACGGAUAUCAUAAACUCUACGUUAGGGAAAGCGUUAGGAGGAGCUGCAGGAGGAUACACGACAGGACCUAGCCAGUUGGUUAAAUUGCUUCGUCAACGGUCAAGACCAUACCUAUUUUCCAAUGCUUUGCCGCCGGCUGUUGUUGCAUGUGCAAGUAAGGCUCUUGAUCUGAUAAUGGCAAACGAGGACCUUAACAAGAGGGUACAAUCAAACACCAAACGAUUUAGAACAAGGAUGCAGGACGCUGGUUUCACUGUCGGGGGAGACCCAGUACAUCCUAUCUGCCCUGUCAUGCUUGGUGACGCCAGAUUAGCUAGUGCCUUCGCUGAUCAGAUGUUGGCGAGAGGAAUAUAUGUUAUAGGAUUCAGUUUUCCUGUGGUGCCAAAAGGAAAGGCCCGUAUCCGUGUUCAACUAUCGGCUGCACACACAGAACAAGAAAUAGACAGGGCAGUGGACUCUUUCGUAGAUAUUGGAAGGAAAUUAAAUGUCAUCAAUUAG
Messenger RNA from Ylistrum balloti, 1293 nucleotides. Its product is annotated as 2-amino-3-ketobutyrate coenzyme A ligase, mitochondrial-like. The record is from RefSeq and is a predicted model, not a curated record. The coding region runs from base 1 to 1293 and encodes 430 amino acids. The transcript is spliced from 12 exons. Gene Ontology annotation, biological process: L-threonine catabolic process; biosynthetic process. Gene Ontology annotation, molecular function: glycine C-acetyltransferase activity; pyridoxal phosphate binding. Lineage: Eukaryota; Metazoa; Mollusca; Bivalvia; Pectinida; Pectinidae.